This is a messenger RNA of Carassius auratus (goldfish), 4032 nucleotides long. RefSeq names its product cd7 antigen-like (gene cd7al). The record is from RefSeq and is a predicted model, not a curated record. Gene Ontology annotation, biological process: adaptive immune response. Gene Ontology annotation, molecular function: signaling receptor activity. Lineage: Eukaryota; Metazoa; Chordata; Actinopteri; Cypriniformes; Cyprinidae. The transcript has 4 exons. The coding region runs from base 2668 to 3366 and encodes 232 amino acids. Gene Ontology annotation, cellular component: membrane.
CAAUAGCAAAACAGUCAAACUCUGAGGAACUAGAAAUUGAUAACAGUUCCGUGAACUCUUCAACAAAGGUUGGAGAGUUUUUUGGAGGCCUGUAAAUAAUGAUAAACAGAAUGUGUUUGUGAAGCACCUUCAUUAGAUAUUCAAAAGAUAAGUACUGACCAAAUGACGCUUGCAUUGAUAGACAUCUUUAAAUAGAGCAGCUACACUUGCACCUCUCCGAACAGUCCUGCAGACACUUAUAAAAGUAAAGUUAGGAGGGGCUGUUUCAUGGGACUUUUGCACUGCAGCUGGCUACUAGCCAUGUAACAUUUAGAAACAUAAAAUCCAGGUUGUUUGUGGUUGAAGUGGUUAAGUCAUUGAUCAGAAAUUGAUAGCUUAAUUUUUGUCUCUACAGCGAUCUUAGUUUGAUGUAUAAUAGGCCGCAGAUUGGAUGGGUCAGCCAUAUGGCUUGAGAAGGCCUUAAAAUUUCCAUCACAAGAUAAAACAGAAACAUAGAAAGCUACAGGCACACUGGGUUCUGGUGAGCGGGGCUCUGGCUGGUGUUUCCGGCGGCUGAAAUAUGUUGUCCUGGCUUCCCUGGCUGUUUUUACAGAAAGUCGUCCUCGGGCACUGAAUCUUGGAGCUGUUCUGAUUCAUCACAGUCUGUCUGUGAUGAACUCUGUGGGCAGGGCUCAGCCGGGAUGUUCAUGAGCAGUGUUUGUUUUGCCUGCGUGGUGUUAUCAGUGUCAUUGUGGGAUGUGUCAACCACAUAAUGACUCAGAAGCUGAUAUGAAGUCAUGUGAUCACUGAUAUUUUGUUCAGGUGUGUGUGUGCCAUUCAGGUUGAGUGGUUUGCCACACACUACUGAAGGAAAAUUAGAUAUUGUACUUUAGCACUCUUACACCAAGUUUGUUUGGGUGGAGGCCAUACCAUUUAAACAGUUGUCUAGGGCCCCAGGAAAGAUUAAAGUUGUUGAUGAAGCUCAUUCCUUUAUACUGCAGGUUCUUUGUAGCCAUGUAUUCAUCCCAAGUAACCGCAAAAACAUGUUGGUUCCCCUUUCUGGGAGUAUUCCACUGAUGAGUCUUCAAAGUGUUUCAAAGACUUCUCUAAAAUCUGUCUUAAGGAGUUCUGACUGCUCUUUCCAAAUAUCAUUCUUCCCCACAUGGAUUAUGAUUCCAUUUGUAGUCUUGUGCUUCAUGAGAAUUUUCUGAAGUUCCUUGUUCACAUCAGAGAUGGUAGCUUAAGGAAAACAGCAUGUAGUAGUAGUAGUCCUGCUUCUGAUGUUUCUGAAAAUGAGGUCGCCCACUAUCAGAGUCUUGGGCUUUGCUGCGCUCAGCUGAAUGCUGCUGUCUGCUUAAUGUUGAACGCUUGUUAGUCGCAAUGUUAGUUGCUGGCUGAUAAGAUCAAUGUUCACUCAAAUUUGGGGAUUCCUCACCCCAUUCAUAAAUGUUUCAAAUCUGUUGUCAAGAUGUAUAGGGGGUGGUAGAUUACCAGAGUUUGCAAGCCUUGUCAUAACCGUAUCUGGGGUAGAGGAUGCUACCUCAGCAAUAUGAGAUACCUGUGUCAAUCUGAUGUCUCAAGUGCCUUGGGUCUCGCUCCUUGUUUGUGCCAUCGAUUAGUUUGUGGAUCAGUUUUGGCUUGUUCCUCUUCACUUAGUAUUAACUGUUGAGAUUCACUAGAUUCACAGUACCUCACUGGCUGUAUGCUGAGGGGAUCUGUGACAACGGUCUGCUGAGUGUUCUUCCUGUUUUGAAAGUCCAACAAGUAACUUUGUUUCAAGAACUGCAAUCCUUUGUGGAAGUUUAUGGCAGGUCAUGCAAGAGGCAUUUUCUUUCUCAUCUGUUUGAAUGAAGGCAGCUGGGUUUUCCCACCUCCGUAAUGCAAGCUGCUGGCAGUGGGAGACAAAGAGUCUUCUCUUUCGCAGUAUCAAAAUAUUAGUAUUUUAGAAUCUUAGAAAAAAAAAAUCGGAGAAAAGUACAUGAACAGAGAGCAAAGCAUGGAGAAGUUAGCAAAAGAGAUUCCGAACAGUAGCAAAGCCAGAAGCAUUAACAUUUACAAUCAGUGCUUGAAGUGGGUAAUGCAGAAUCUUCAAUAUUUUAGUCUUUAGCGUACUGGCACUUUUUUGUGCGUACCGGCACUUCUGACAUGUUGCCAGUACAGAGUGCAGCCACUUCUUUUUUUCCACUUCAAACAUGGUUUACAAUUAAAUAGUAGCACUUACUACCUUCUCAGAUGUGUAACAGCUUGUACAUGUCUCAGGAUGUAAAUAAAUAACAAUAAGAAUUUAUAAGUACUAAUAAACCAAUAUGUUAUGACUGUCUGCAUCUCUUAAUCCUACACCAUACCUAAAUUUAAUUACCUUAGAAACUGAUAAUAAGCAGUACUUAGGAGUUUGAGGCAAAAGUGGUAUAUAGUUAAUUAAUAAUAAGAAUUGGUUCCCGAACUAAAAGUGUGACAUUAUUAAAUACAUUCUACACUUUUGACUUACUAAAAAAUAUAAAGAUGACUCAGAAAGCAACGCAAAAAUCUGUACGUUUUCACAAUGAUGAAACUGGUUUCCCUUUCCUCUUCAAACUUCAAGGUGGAGUCAAAACACUGCUUAAAAUUUUCACAUGCCAUGAUUUCUUUAUGCUCAGAGACUAUCUGGCUUUCUAACCAGUCACUAUUUUUAUUUUUUACUUUUUAAUAAUGUUAGGUUUUAAGUAUGCUCAUGUUGUUCUCUUGUUUCUUAUCACCCCUUCUAUAACUGCACAAGGGGGUAUUGUUUAUAUCCACAGAGUAAGAAAUUCAUCCAUUGACAUUUCCUGUGAAUCGGCAAAAAAAGAAGAAAACCCAUUUGCCUUUUCGCUGAACCGCAGGUUGCUGCAGUCCAGACAAGUGAUGUAUCUUUCUAAGGGAGCCCAACCUUUUAUCAAUAAAUCUGAGGACAAGGAUCGCAUCACUGUACGUGAUGAGCUGGACAACCACACAGUUCAUCUGACAAUCUCAAACUUGCAAGGACAGGACACAGACGUGUACCACUGUGAAUUCCAUUAUGAUGAUCUUCCAUAUGAUAAGAAUGUUCCUGGCAAGAUGGAGUUCUUCAUCUACAUUGAAGACCUCUCUCAUGAUCCUUGUUAUUGUUCAAGUUACCUGCCGUUGCUGUAUGUGAUCUCUGGAGCUGCAUGUUUGCUGGGUGUUCUGGUUUUCACUCUCCUUUCAGCUUACUGUUGUAAAUGGCCUAACCGUAGCAAGCCACAGCCUGUAGUUCCUGUUUAUGAAGAGAUGACUGGGGUGCGGUCCACCAAACAAAAAGCCACAAGCUGUCAUACUGAUAUUGCAAAACUGGAGGAAGCAAACAGCUCUGUGGCCCAUUUGUUCAGCAAUGAAAACCUUUAUGUCAAUUGAUUUAACAAAAUGUGUUGACUGGGAUGUGAUGAAGUGCUGAUGUUUAUCAUGAUGCUCCAGCUCACCCACACAACCUUUCGGAAUCAUCAGCUUGUUUGUUAGCAUAAAGUUUGUUUCAUCUUUCAUCUAUAUACCUUCAUGUUAAUGGUAUUUCACAACAUAUAAUUGUAAUGCUACAAACACAGAAUGGCAGCUUAAAGCAUUUUGAUAGAGAAAUUAUCAGAUUUUUUGGCUGUAGUACAAAAUAGUUCUGAUAAAAGAUGCGUUUUGUGAUAUACUGGCAACAGUGUUUUUCUCACUGUCUGCACAUUCUCUGCAUUAAAAAAAUAGUUUUGUGAUUUCACAAAAAUACAUUGUUGAGGGACCUGUUUAUUGAAAUUUUGUAAAAAGCGGAAACUGACAAGACUUUAACAGCAUUGUUCUGUUGACAUUUGUCAAAUAUUAAAGCAUGCAAAUAACACAAGAUUGUUUCCACAGCUUUGCAUUUACACAAGCAGAAGAUUUGACUUCCUGUCUUCUCUCACACUUGGAUGAUUUCGGACUGAAAACAGUCCAUCAGACGUUUUGAGACAAAAGCGAGAGCAAAGUGUUGCAUUUGUUGACUUUGAAUAUGAAUGCUAUAUGUUUUUAUUCACUUUGUAACAAAUAAAUAUUUCUCUCAUUUAC